Molecule: messenger RNA, 2285 nt
Organism: Mauremys mutica (yellowpond turtle)
Lineage: Eukaryota; Metazoa; Chordata; Testudines; Geoemydidae
Gene: IFNLR1
Product: interferon lambda receptor 1
Exons: 7
Coding region: 62-1822 (586 amino acids)
Molecular function (GO): protein binding
Source: RefSeq, a predicted model, not a curated record
GGAAACUCGAUAAUGAAAGUGGUCAUAAGAAAAGAAACACAUUACAAGUCUCGGCUUCAGCAUGUCUGCCGGGAGAAUCGGAAUCCUGGUAGCUCUGUCUUCCUUACAGCAGAUUCUAGGCUCCUUAGCUGUGCGGCAGCCCUCCGUGCUACUGUCCCCCCCUCGCAACGUGACGCUGCUGUCGAAGGAUUUCGGCAUGGCUUUGACAUGGCUCCCCGGGGAGGGGUCCCCGCCAGAUGUGCUGUAUACUGUGAGGUACCAAAGACGGGAUCACGUGAAGCAGUGGGAAAAGGUCCGACACUGCAGAAAUAUUUCCCAAACCACCUGCAAUCUGACUUGUGUGUCAGACCCGUACAACAACUUCAGCGCCCGCGUCAAAGCCCUGUCGGCAGGGCGCCAGUCCCCCUGGGUGGAGUCGGGAUUCAUGGAAUAUCAUUUUGAUGUGGAACUGGCUCCCCCAGCACUAGAAGUGAGCAUGACGGAAAGUACAAUCAACGUGAGUGCCGCUUUCCCCCUGGCUUCCUGUGUGGAGAGCACCUUUAUCGAUCUGAAGUAUGACCUGGACUUCUGGGAAGCCGGAACUGAAGACAAGCAGAUGCAGUACUACAACAACAUGAAGUGGGACAAGGUAACAAUCAACACUCGGGAGAUCAGUGGCAAUUACUGCCUGAGUGCCAGGGCUUCUUUCCAAGUAAUCCAACUAAAACACAGCGAGUUCUCCAAGCCGGUGUGUGUGCUGUUAAAGUCCAAAGACAUGGACUGGAAGUUCCUAGUCACCAUUGCAGUCCCAUUGCUCGUCCUGCUUUUCCUUUGCACUGUUGUUGCAUCCAUCCUAUGUCUGUGUAAACAAGCUGCCAAGAGAGUGAAGAGGCCUCAAGCUUUGGAUUUCUCCCAUUUCAGGGCUCCUGUGAAGAUCCUUGAGAAGGAGCCCAGCGAAAAGGAGUUCUUUGAGGAAGACCUCCUCGUCUGCAUGGAGAAGCCAGCAUUGGAAGGGAGAAGGAGUUGUCCUUCAGCAAGGAACCACAUAUCAUUAAAGGCUUCUCUCCUCUCACUCUGGGAGGAAGAGGAAGACGACGACGACAGCAGCAGUUUCAGACCCUACACUGAAAUGCCUCAGUUCCUGAAAAGAGCUCCCAACUGCCAAGCCGCCAGCACGAGUCACCAAAGGCCCAACCCGGGUUCUGAACUGGGCAGCUCCCACCUUGAGGGAGGACCUGUGUCUGACCUAGCAGGGUUAGGGUUCUCUCAGCUUGUUUGGAGAAGGGGCUCGUCUAAGGGGGACACCUCUGGGUUCCAAGACAGUGAGAAAUCCUUCCUUUCUGAGAGUUCCUCCUUGGGAGACUUCUCUCUCUUUGAAGCCCAAUAUCCAGCUACUAAUGGACAUGGGCAGCUUGUCUGCCAAGGAGACACCUUCCUUCAGGUGACUGUGUUGACGGAGGGGCUCAAUGGGAAGCCUCCUGCUUAUGAGCAACGCCUGCCAAUGAGAGGUCCCCAUAACACCAACCAUCAGCGGCAUCCUUAUCCUGACCCAAUAGUGUGUGUUGCACUAGAAGUCAGUCAGGACUCUGACGGCUUCCCUCUUGAGGGGCAGCUUGUUUGCUUCCAGACUUUAAAGCUCGCAGAGGACGAGUGCAUCGCAAGCGACAGCGACAGCGACAGCCUCACCGUGUGCUCGGAAGAAGACCCACCACCCCUGGCCUCGCUAGUAAGCAAGACUUUUGAAGCUGAGACACAGGGGAAAGGUGGCAGCUUGCAGCAAGAGAGCGAUCCAACCUUUAAAUUCCAGGGAUAUCAGCAUGUGCGUUAUAUGUCAAGGAACUGAUGGGAAUAGCAGUCCUGUGGCUGGCCUGGAUCUAGGGAGCUCCGUCCAGGAGGAAAACAAGGACAAGUGUUUGUCAGACCCAAGAUUUAUGCUGCUUGUGCAUUGCCACCCAUGCAAAAUGCUUUCUGCUACUGUUUGUCCUGCCUAGGGCUAGGUCUUCACUCACAGAAAGAGGUGGGUUUUUAUCACGGGGUAUCUAAUGCAUGUUACCUGUCCCGCUGGAAAAACAAGGCACUGUAGUUUUACCAUGAGGUAAGCAAAGUGAGGUCUACCCCAGGCAGGGGUAUGGUGCUAGCAGAACUGGCUCUAGUUUUUGCCGCCCCAAGCAGUGCACCGAAUUGCCGCCAUGGGCGGCGGGGGCAGUCCAUGUGCCUGUAGGGCGGCAGGCACCUUUCCCCGACGGCGGCAAUUCGGCACGCUGCUGGGGGCAAAACAACAGGGACUGCCGGGGCCGCCCAGAGGG